CGGAAUCAUGUCUAUGUUUUGCCUGUAGGAUAUAUUUGUGUAUGCUUUAGCAACACUGAAAAGCAAACCAGAAACGAAAAUGACAGAACUCGGGGUGGACCCUUCGAUGAAUGAAAGGAUAGAAUUUACCAAUGUAUCGUUAGAUGCAGAGGCCCUGUCACCUAUAAAGAAGAAACAGCCCAGGAGGAUCCUGCACUUUAGUGAUGGCAUCCUGGAGGAAUACUCUACUGACGAGGACGAGGAGGAAAAGAAACCAGCUGAGCCUCCUGUAGACCCUAAAUCACUGACCUGGGUUCCUUGGAUUUGGUAUUAUACAGCAUUUGCAGCAAUGAAAACAUUAAAAGGUGCCGAUUUCUGUGGAGAAAAAUUGGCUUGGUUUUUCGGCAUCACAACACCAAAAUAUCAAUAUGCUAUAGAUGAAUUCUACAGAUUGAAAGAAGAGGAGGAGAAAGAGAAUGCGAGACAAGAGAAAAUAUUGAAGAAGUUGGAGGCAGAGAAGUUAUCAAGUGUGGAUAUAGAAAUAGACUUUAAAGGUGUCCCGUCCCAACAGAUGCCAGGGGCUAACACCACAGAAAACGUGGACAAAUACUAGCAUGGAAACAACCCAGCAUCAAGUUCCUGUGUCAAUUAAAGUGUUACAAGUUUGCAAUUUCUGAAAAGUAGAUUUUUGCUAUUAUACCAAAAUAUGAAUAACCAUGUCAGAUAUCCCUCCAUUUUCAAAACAGUUUUCUUUACAUAUUUAGAUGUUUGGUACAUGGCAUUUUACGGUAUUUCAAGAUUUAAGUUAAUUCUUUGUGUCUGAAUCAAGAAAUGUUUCAUGUUCAGUUUUAUUUUGUUCAGCUGAAAGAAAAUGUAUGGUCCAAUUUGUUUUUAUGAAUACUAUAAUUACACUGCACUGAGGAAUAUUUUGAUUAAGUACAGUAGCAAAAAAAAUAUUGUUUAAGAAAGUAUUGAGAGGAAUUUAUUUUAAGAUGUUGGAGCCAGUUGUCUGUGAUACUUUAGUGUGUCCAUGUGAUCUGAACUUAGAUAACUGUAGGGAGCUGUAUUGAAAAAGAGACGUUACAGCUGAUGUAUCUUACGACGACCAUUCAUGUACCAAAACCCGGAAAGUAUUGUCAAUAACCAGCCCAAAAGGAACAACAAUCCACUCUUUGACGAAGGAUCAUGUAUGUUUCGCAAGAAAUUAAUUUUGGCAUCAGUUUAAGAGAUAAUUGUAUGCUCAUGAAAAUGUACAUGUCAGAUUUAAUAUUUCUUUAAAAUGUAUUGAUAUUUCACUUCUUUUAAUCCGAAAGUAAUUUCUCCCAUGUUUCUAGAAUAAAUUUCUUCUAGUAUUGGAUCAAAUUUUAAAAGAUUCCUUUAUAAAUUAGUAUGUUUAUUUGUAGGUUUCAAAAAAGAUCAUUUGGGUAUAAAACAAGAGAAAUGCAGUGUUUUGUUUCAUUACAGACUUAAAUAAUAUUGCAUGUACAAUGAAAAUUGAAAAUAGAUUCUAUUAAUGCCAUCAAACGUAUUUAGUUUUUAUAAUAACUGGCAGAUACUUAAUUCUUAGCCCUAACACAGAGUUGUCAAACCAGACAACAGAAUGGACCUUUAACAUAUAACCGUACCGGUAUAUGAUAUAUAUGGGGAACAUAUUGAGGAAUGAUUCAAAUUUUAAAAUGUAUAAGUCUUUGAGUGUGCAGGAACUUAAAAGAGAGCAUUUUACAGAAUCAAAACAAAAUAGAUUGUUUGCGACCUACAUUGUGUGAAAUUAUAUAGAUGUUAUGGUUUCCCAGCCAAUUUUUUACAACACAAGGGAAGAAACUCGUAUAUUAUGUGUAAGGGGGAGACAACUUUGCAUUCACUGUUGUUAGGGAGAUAUUGGCUAUAUUGGAUAGUGAAAAGGAAAAUGAUUAGGUCAUUGUUUGUUGAAACACUUUCUGAAAUGGUUUUAAGGGUUUGUUUGAUGAAUUAUUGAAUAUGCAUUAUUAAUAUUGAACAUAUUUUGAAGUAUAUUUUGCGGGUUUUUUAUGUUGACAAGAGUGAAAGACAAUGUAUAUAAGUGGAUGAUUUAAUUUGUUAAGUCAAUAGACUACUAAGUGUUACAGUUGUGUGGCUAUGUGACUGAAUUAAACAUUGUAUGAAUAGAAGUUCAAAAUACAGCUUUUAUCUUCCCUAAGAUGACGUACAUAAUUUCAACAAACCAAUUUUUGAAGUCAUUUUGAAAGAAAAAAAGAUAAAAUGUGAAAGAAAUAAUUUCCAGAUUGCAUAUUUCUCCUUCUCCAGUUUUCUUUUUAAUCUUGAAAAAUAAAUACAAAGAAUCUGAAAUAUAUGCAUAUCAUAUUUUCCCCUUUGUUUCCAACACCAAUAUCUUCAGAAGUUCUGAACUAUUUUAUUUUACCUUUUGGUAAUUAAUUUACUUUCAUAAAGGCAUUCAUUGUGUUGUUAAAGUAAUGAACUUUAUGUCUCGUAACAGCCAAAUAGUUUCCCAAAAUGUAAACACAUUGGUGUGUUUUGGUGGCCUACCAUAUAAAAACUUAGAACAAUGUUGUACCUGUUUUAACGGUAAAUUUUUGGGGAUUGACAUCUUCGCUAGCCAAGGGAUACGAUCUGGUACGAUCAGGUCUACCUCCUAUUCAGAGAGAGCUAACUUGAGCGUAACCAAUGGAGGAUGGAGGACGGGUGAUCUACUUUAAAUAAGUAAUUUUGUCUUAGAUACAGUGUGAUGUGUUGAUAGACCGCCUUACAAGUAACCAAAUCAACUCAUUGUCAUGUAUGUUAUGAUUAUUUAAAAUGAGUGCUUAUUACAAUAAAUAUAGUAUGGUGUAAUAUGUAUAUGUAUGUGUUGAUUAUAAUAAAUAUGGUAUGGUAUAAUAUUUAUAGUAUUGUAUAACAUAAUAUCAUGUAUGUUGGGAUGUUUUGUUAAAUGGUCGAGUACAGUAUGUGUUUUUGUUUUGUGAGUUUUGAUCAUUAAUAUAUUUUACUUCCAUUUCGUCUGAUGAUACGCAGCAGUCUGUAAGUGAGUUUAUUAUAUUAAACAAACUUUCAAAUUAG
Mizuhopecten yessoensis (Yesso scallop) is the source of this 3030-nucleotide messenger RNA. Its product is annotated as protein FAM177A1-like. Lineage: Eukaryota; Metazoa; Mollusca; Bivalvia; Pectinida; Pectinidae. The transcript is spliced from 5 exons. The record is from RefSeq and is a predicted model, not a curated record. The coding region runs from base 80 to 592 and encodes 170 amino acids.